Messenger RNA from Phoenix dactylifera (date palm), 630 nucleotides. Lineage: Eukaryota; Viridiplantae; Streptophyta; Magnoliopsida; Arecales; Arecaceae. The record is from RefSeq and is a predicted model, not a curated record.
AUGGCCUCCUCCGAAACCGAAACCAGCUGCAGGAACUCAAUGCCAUGCUCAUGGGAGGUGGGGGAAGCAGGCGCCAAUUCCUCGCCAUCACCGUCUCCGAAGAAGAGAGGUUUGAUGGGAGGUGGGGGGAAGCAGGCGCGGGACGGGAGCAAGCACCCGAUGUACCGCGGCGUGCGGAAGCGGGCAUGGGGGGAGUGGGUGUCGGAGAUCCGGGAGCCCCGUAAGAAGUCGCGCAUCUGGCUCGAGACCUUCCCGACGCCGGAGAUGGCUGCGCGGGCCCACGACGUGGUGGCGCUUAGCGUGAAGGGCACCGCCGCCGUCCUCAACUUCUCCGACCUCGCCGCCUCCCUCCCCCGCCCCACCACCCUCUCCCCUCGCGACGUACAGGCCGCCGCCGCCGCCUGUGCGGCCGCCAUGGACCUCCCCUCCGCCACCCAUUACCCCACCCGUCCCGACGGGUCCUCCGACGACCAUUAGCCAUUGUAACUGAAUGAGCCAUUUUCUUCUUCUUCUUUGUUUCCCAUUCGCUUAGUGGGUUUGCUUAUAAGGCCAUUAGCCAUUGUAACUGAAUUAAUUGCACGGUGCUCUUUUUUAAAGGGCAAGAGAGGGGAGGAGAGAAGAAAAACGAGG